UCCUUAAUCCUCAUUUGUACUACAUAUCUCUCUCUCUUCUCUGCUUGUGGUUGGUCUAGGGUUUUUGAUCAUCAUCUCUCAGGUGAAUAGGUCUUUGGUAUAAUCGCAUCUCAAUGUCUGCGAAUUCCAAGUUAGAGAGGGCUGCUUCUCAAUCGGCCGAUAAUACGGUGGCUGUCUCUAACCGUGUGGUGGCGUCACGGUCUAGUCGUCAGCCGCGGCUCUCUUUCUCCACCUUUGUUCAGUCAUCCGACAACGAUUACCCUAAGAAGAUGAAAUCCGAUGAGGUUUCUCCUAAGAGAGACGAAGCUCCGGUGUCGGCGAAGGAGAGAGAGGAAGCGGAGGAUGAGGAGGAGGAGGAGGAAGAGAAGAGGCCUUGGAAUCUUCGGCCGAGGAAGGCUUGUGGUGGUGGUGGUGGUGGUUUGAAGAAAGGAAACGGCGUACUCGCGGCGGAGGCGUGCGGCGGCGGAGGAGGUGCUUCGGAGGUGAAGAAUCAGAAAUCAGGCGGAGGAAUGGAGCCGAAAUCGAACAGGCAGAGAGGAAUCCCGGCGGAAUCACCCGGAUUAGGCGGUGGUGAGGUUGCGAAGGAGAAUCACAGGCUUUGGGUUGCUCUUUCUAGAGACGAGAUCGAAGAGGAUUUGUUCAGCAUGUGUGGGAACAGGCCAUCUCGCCGACCACGGAAGAGGACUAAAACGAUGCAGAAGUAUCUCGAUGUCAUUUUCCCUGGAUUGUGUCUCGUUGGGAUGAAUGCUGAUUGCUUCAAAGUUUCCAAUUCUCCGGUUAAGCGAUGAUUGGUGCAAAGUAGUCUCUUGGUGAAAGA
This is a messenger RNA of Camelina sativa (false flax), 817 nucleotides long. RefSeq lists its product as uncharacterized. Lineage: Eukaryota; Viridiplantae; Streptophyta; Magnoliopsida; Brassicales; Brassicaceae. The record is from RefSeq and is a predicted model, not a curated record.